Messenger RNA from Quercus lobata, 2604 nucleotides. RefSeq lists its product as uncharacterized. The transcript is spliced from 5 exons. Gene Ontology annotation, molecular function: RNA-DNA hybrid ribonuclease activity; nucleic acid binding. The coding region runs from base 1 to 2604 and encodes 867 amino acids. NCBI's taxonomy places the organism in Eukaryota, Viridiplantae, Streptophyta, Magnoliopsida, Fagales, Fagaceae. The record is from RefSeq and is a predicted model, not a curated record.
AUGAAUUUUCACCCAAUCUUGAGUUUUUCAGAAGAAGACAAGAAAGGAACCACCCGGCCCCAUGACGAUGCGCUGUUGAUCACUCUCAAAAUCAGGGACUACGAUGUGAAUAGAAUGAUGAUGGAUGGUGGCAGUGGGACUGAGGUUAUGUACCCCGACCUCUACGAAGGGCUAAGGUUAAAACCGGAAGAUUUGAUGCCCUAUAACUCUCCUUUGAUGAGCUUAGACGGGAAGUUUAUCAUUCCAAAGGACACGAUUAGGCUACCCAUCCAAACCGGCCUAGAGAUAGUGGAGGUGAACUUUAUCGUGGUAGACGCCUACUCUCCCUAUACAGCCAUCGUCGGUAGGCCCUGGCUCCAUACCUUAGGGGCUGUUGCCUCCUCAUUGCAUCAGAAGGUGAAAUUCCCAUCAGGGGACCAGGUUCUCAAAAUCCGUGGUUGCCAAUCCACGGCAAGGCAGGCCCCGGUGUCGCCUCCUGAUACAGCUGCCGAGGAGGUGAAAUGCGAAGAUCUAGAGAAAGUGGUCAUUGGUGGUGACCCGGAAAAGUUCUUUCAGGAUGCCUGCGAUGCUCCCGGGUUUGAUCCAGCCUUCAUCUGUCACCAUCUCAAUGCCAACCCGUCCAUCACUUCCAAGAAUCAGCCACCCCGUCACCCAUCAAGAGAGCACGCCAAUGCGAUUAGGGACGAAGUGGUGAAGCUUAAGCAUGUAGGGGCUAUCAAAGAGGUUUUUUACACCGAAUGGUUGGCCAACACUGUGGUAGUCAAGAAGAAAAGUGGAAAAUUGUGGGAGAAGACAGCCUUCGUGACACCUACUAGAAACUACCACUACAAGGUAAUGUCGUUCGGUCUAAAAAACACAGGGCCCACUUAUCAAAGGAUGAUGACAAGAAUAUUCAAGUCGCAGUUGGGUAAGAGCAUCGAAAUCUAUGUUGAUGAUAUGGUGGUGAAGAGUAAAGUGGUGUCCGAGCAUUUAGGAGACCUCGACAGCACCUUUGAUGUCUUAAGGAAGCACAACCCACGCCUAAAUGCUUCCAAAUGCUCAUUUGGCGUGGGAUCAGGCAAGUUUUUAGGCUACAUGGUUACUUAUAGGGGAAUUGAGGUUAACUCUGACCAAAGCAAGGCUAUUAAUGAUUUAAAACUACCGCAAAACACCAAGGAGGUCCAAAAGCUUACUAGAAUGAUUACAGCCCUAAAUCGAUUCAUUUCCAAGUCGGCGAAUAGAUACAGACCGUUCUAUCUCUUGAUCAACAAGUGGAAAGGAUUUGAGUGGUCCGAGGACUGUAUUGUGACCUUCCAGCAACUCAAGGAAUACCUAUCCUGGCCACCUAUCAUAUCUAGUCCUGAGGCCGAUGAAGUCCUAUACGCAUAUAUUGUUGUGGCCCCUUAUGCUGUGAGCUUGGUGCUAAUACGGGAUGACAAUAGUCUUCAAAAGCCAGUCUAUUACGUGAGCAAGUCACUGCAUGAAGCUGAGGUCAGAUACUUACCCUUGGAGAAAGCCAUACUAACUGUAGUCUGUGCUACGCGAAAGCUUCCCCAUUAUUUCCAAACCCACACAGUGGUUAUUCUAACCCAACUACCCUUGAAGUCCGUACUUCGGACCGCUGAUUACACUGGAAGGAUUGCUAUAUGGAGCAUAAUUUUGGGAGCUUUUGACAUCAAGUACAUGCCUCGGACCUCCAUAAAAAGCCAGGUCCUAGCUGACUUGGUGGUUGAAUUUGCUGAACCACCAGUGGAAAUAGUAGCAAAGGAGCGUAACAUGGAUGGAAAAUCGGUUGGAGUAGUCUCUAUGCCAGGACCCCUAUGUUGGAAGGUGUACAUUGAUAGCACAACAAAUCAAAGGGGGUCUGGAGUGGGGCUAGUCCUAGUAUCUCCUGAGAAGACUAUCAUAGAGAAAUCCUUGAAACUUGGGUUCUCGACCACGAAUAACGAAGCCGAAUAUGAGGCCUUGUUACAAGGAAUGGCCAUGGUGCAGAAAAUGAGAGGAAAAGCAGUAGAGAUGUUCUCGGACUCGAGAUUAGUAGUGGGCCAGUCAGAUUUCGAUCUUUUCAGCCUGUCACACGUCUUUAGAAGUGGAAACACCCAUGCAAAUUCAUUGGCCACGCUUGCUACGGCAAAGGGUCUACCUCGAAUUAUUCUUGUCGAGCAUCUGGAUAGAGCAAAUGAGGUUGCAAAAGGCAUGGUCCAUAUCCAUGAGGUUAGAAUGGGUCCUAGCUGGAUGGACCCUAUAAUGAGGUUCCUCAAAGAUGAUAUCUUGCCCGAGGAGAAGUCAGAGGCUGAAAAAAUACGAAGAAACGCUUCUUGGUUCCGGUUGUCCAAGGACCAUAAAUUGUAUAAGCGCUCCUAUUCUAGGCCAUAUUUACUGUGUAUUUACCCUGAAGCAUCAGAAUUAUUGCUUGAAGAGCUGCACGAAGGGAUCUGUGAGAGUCACACAAGAGGAAGACCUCUGUCGCAUCGAGCCAUUACCCAAGAAUAUUGGUGGUCGGAGAUGCAGAAGGAAGCCCUAGAAUAUGUUAAGAAAUGUGACCAGUGCCAAAGGUUUGCUCCAAAUAUACAUCAGCCAGGAGGGGUCCUUAACCCUUUGUCCAAUCCAUGGUCGUUCGCCUAG